Molecule: messenger RNA, 2647 nt
Organism: Saccoglossus kowalevskii
Lineage: Eukaryota; Metazoa; Hemichordata; Enteropneusta; Harrimaniidae
Product: proline dehydrogenase 1, mitochondrial
Cellular component (GO): mitochondrion
Molecular function (GO): FAD binding; proline dehydrogenase activity; calcium ion binding
Source: RefSeq, a predicted model, not a curated record
AUGACAGCAUAUACCGGGGAUUUUGCAAGCAAUGGACGAUUGAUUACUGGGAGAGACAAAAGGUUUGUUGCGUAUGAGCAAUUUGGAGAUCGUCGUGACGAUUUAGCAAGUGCUCGUACAUUUUUCUACGAAGAUGAGAUGAAGUGUGAUAAAAACAUGAAGUUUUUUCUUGAUUGCAUCGAUGCUGCAGGCGAAUCGUCUGAGGAUGGUUUUGCUGCUAUUAAACUGACUGCACUGGGUAGGCCGCAAAUGUUGCUACAACUAUCUGAAUGUCUAACAAGCAUUCGUAAGUUAUUUGUCAAAAUUGCUGGAACAGAAGGCGACCUUAUUGAACGGAAGGUAACGAAGGAGACUUUCCAAGCUCAGUUAGAAAAGAUGGGUAUAAUGGCUCGAGAUAAAUCUGACACUUGGUUUACGCUAAUUGAUUAUAAUAAAGAUGGUGUUAUUGAUUUAUUAGACUGGGAUAGACUAAUGCAGGCUGAUCUAAAAAUGUCUAAACUCUUCAGAAUACCUAACAUGGUGACCGGUGAAAUGGAAUCUCUACUACUGACGCUAACUGAAGACGAAGACAGACAAAUGAAAAAAAUGAUAAUGAGAAUGAAUACGCUAGCCGAGAGAGCAAAAGAAAAGAAUGUACGACUGAUGAUUGAUGCCGAGCAGUCUUACUUUCAGCCGGCAAUAAGCAGAUUAGCUAUGGAAUUGAUGAGGAAAUUUAACAAAACGAGACCGGUCAUAUUUAAUACUUACCAGUGUUAUUUGAAGGAUGCCUAUGACAAUAUUACAGUUGACAUGAGUUACUCAAGAAAUGAAAAUUUCUACUUCGGGGCCAAACUUGUACGUGGUGCUUAUCUAGACCAAGAAAGAAAACGAGCCUGGGAGAUUGGUUAUAGUGAUCCCUGCUGUGAAAGUUACGAAGCUACGAAUCAGAAUUACAUGAUGGUCUUGGACACUGUGUUGCGACAAAUAAAACAGUAUGGGAAAAUUAAUAUAAUGGUUGCAUCGCAUAAUGAGGAUACUAUUAAGUUUACUGUACAAAGGAUGAAUGACUUGUGUAUAGGGCGCAGGGAUCAAUUGGUGUAUUUUGGUCAGUUACUGGGAAUGUGUGAUCAAAUCACUUAUCCACUGGGGCAAGCCGGCUAUGGCGUAUACAAGUAUGUGCCCUAUGGCCCAGUAGAGGAAGUCUUGCCGUACCUUUCGCGGCGUGCGUGUGAAAAUCGAGACCUGAUGAAAGGCGUUGGUAAAGAAAGUCGACUUCUCUAUGAUGAGCUCAAAAGACGAGUGAAAACUGGCAACUUUUUUUACACACCAUUUGGAUAUAGAAAAUAAAUAUGAACUUUGACCCGAAAAAUGUUCUUGCCAGAAUGAUUAUUUACACAAGCUUGUGUUUCAUUGUAACAAUGAUGGUCUGUGUAUAGUUGGGAGACUUUUUUCUAGAAUUGCAAUAACUCAAGUUAAUAUCAUUUGUAAGUAUUAUUUUGUUUGAGUUUAAAAUGGGUUCCUUCUAUGCCUGAGAUGAUACCUCUUGGAUAGAUUUGCAAUUUGAAGAGGUUUUGAGUUUUUAUCCGCAUCUCUUGUUUGAAUACAUAAUAUACUCAAGAUCAGAUUUUAUUUAUUUAUUUUAACAAGUCUGUUUUGCCAAUACUAUAACAUGAAGUGUUUUUUUCUUUUUUGCUUAAACUUAUCGCGUGUUGGAACUUCAUGUAAAUAAACAAUGUAUUUUACACGCGUUGUAUACGCUGCUAUGAGUCCCAUAUCGAACAGAACGUGACGCGAUGACUGCCGCCCUUUAAACUUUAAGUUUAUAGGUUUAUUUGUCUAUGGAUAACUGAUGGUGUUUUAAAUUAACUUUAAAUUUCUCUCACAUUUCAGCCAAAUUUUUAAUUCUAAAUAUCUGUUAUACUUUCCUUCCAAAAAAAAAAAAACAUGCACAAGAAAUGUACUCUCUAAGUGAACAAUUACAUAUGCGUUAAAGAUCAGUGGUGGUUGUCUUGGUGUGAUGCACUGGACAUGGGUCCCAUACAGCAUGUACAGUAUAAAUGUGUGUUUAUACAAAAUUUAAAUACCUAACUUCACCACAACGAUCACAAUUGCACCUGACUUCGUAUAUAUUGUACUCUUUGUGGGUAGUUUAAUGAGGGGAAAGUAACUGAUUUGAAGACUAUUAGUGACAGUUUUCAAAUAUAAUUUGAAUAAUUGGAUUAACUCAGGUUUGUAUGGCCCUCACUAAAUACACAAUUGGGGCCAGUGAUAAUAUAUUGUGCUCUGUAUCUCACUUUGUAUUAUGAACACAGUACAGCAAAUGUAUUCUGAAAUUCUCACUUAUUAUCUUUUUAUAGAUUGUGUGAAUAUUCACUUUUGAAUAUUGAUUUGCAUUAAUAGCUUUUGUUUUAAAUACCGGACUUUGUAAGCUUGCCAUGGUGGAUUUUUUUAAAAACUGAAUUAUUUGUAACACAAAUCAUUUUCAAUGUUUCUGUAUAUACCGGCAUGUUAACAUGUAUCUUUACAUAUUUUUGGCUAAAAUAGUUUUACAAAGUGAUGAAAACUGUAUUUACAAAGCCAUGUGUAAAAAAAAUUUAAUUCAAAUAUGGUGCUUGUGUGCUUACUGAAUACUGUGUGCAAAACAUAAAAUGGGAGUCUAUGCAGUUAA